Didymosphaeria variabile is the source of this 489-nucleotide messenger RNA. RefSeq lists its product as uncharacterized. The record is from RefSeq and is a predicted model, not a curated record. Bases 1 to 489 code for a protein of 162 amino acids. The transcript has 2 exons. Lineage: Eukaryota; Fungi; Ascomycota; Dothideomycetes; Pleosporales; Didymosphaeriaceae.
AUGUCGCACCUUCAAUACUACGCUCACAAAGGCGUCGGUGAGCAAAAGCUCAAGCAGCAUGGCUAUCAGCAAGCUGUAAGAGUGGGUGAUCGCAUUGAAUGCUCCGGACAAGGUAGCCCCCCGUCCUUUCUUUCCAGUCUCCCCUUGCCAUUCCCUACCAUCCUCCUAGACACUCUCCUAACUACCCUCUUAGGCGGCUGGGACCCACAAACCGGCGAGAUUCACCGCGAAAUCAACAAGCAAAUCGAGCAAGCCUUCGCCAACGUAGACCUGAACCUGCGCGAUGCUGGCGGCAAAGGCUGGGAGCAGGUCUUCCGAGUAAACAGCUAUCAUGUGCCAAUGAACGAUGAGGCGCUUGAGGCGAUGACGGCGGGAUUCAAGAAGUGGAUGCCGCGCCAUUCGCCAAUCUGGACGUGUGUGGGCGUGCCGAGGUUGGGCGAUGAUGAUAUGAAGGUUGAGAUUGAGGUUGUGGCUCAUGAUCCGAAAUAA